AUGCCGCUGUCUUUUUUUGAGGCGCCUCAAAAAUCGUCUCUCCUGCCUCUCGCGGUGAUAGCAUGUGGAGUGGACUUGCAACCCGGGCUGCGAGCGCUGCUGGACAGCCAGACGCAGACGCACAGUGCAGCGACAGGGACUUCUGAGGUUCCUCAUAUGGCGCUGCUGGACAGCCAGACGCAGACUCACGGCUCAGCGACUGGGAGAGGGAUUGAGAGGGGGCUUGGCAAGGGGAUUGUGGAGGAGAGUGGGGUUGAGAGUGGCAAGGAGGGCGGUUCAGAGCUGAGACUGAAGCAGCAGCAGCAGCAGCAGCAGCAGCAGCAGCAGCAGCAGCAGCAGCAGCAGCAGCAGCAGGUGCAGCAGGGUGGUGAGGGUAUCUAUGAGGAGCUAUUUCACAUCUACUUGCCACUCAAGUCAUCCAAGUACGACCGGCUCUGCAUAGCGCGCCACAUCCCGGCAGCACUGGCCUUUGCUCGCAAGCACCUGCGUCUCCACCACCGCCUGCUGCUCAUCUGCCCUGACGGUGUGGACUUGAGUGUGUGCAUCUGUGCCGCUCUCCUCUUAGCCCUGCCCCACGAACUCUCUCAUGCCU
Messenger RNA from Closterium sp. Yama58-4, 592 nucleotides. Lineage: Eukaryota; Viridiplantae; Streptophyta; Zygnematophyceae; Desmidiales; Closteriaceae. The record is from the annotation of a GenBank genome assembly.